Molecule: messenger RNA, 1801 nt
Organism: Boleophthalmus pectinirostris (great blue-spotted mudskipper)
Lineage: Eukaryota; Metazoa; Chordata; Actinopteri; Gobiiformes; Gobiidae
Product: ras-related protein Rab-39B-like
Exons: 3
Coding region: 1120-1785 (221 amino acids)
Molecular function (GO): GTPase activity; GTP binding
Source: RefSeq, a predicted model, not a curated record
AAAAACAAAUAAUUUCCAUAUAUAUUUAUAUUUAAAGGUGAACUCUGUAGCUUUUUGAUGGAGAUUUAACUGCAUGCUUGUCUCCAUGGAGGGAUUAUUGCUUUGUCUGGAAUGUUCCACAGUUUGGCAUUAAUUUGUCUUGACAAGUGUUUGAAAAAAAGAAAGAAAACAUGCAUUUUUUCUGUGAUCAGAGUCAUCUCUCCACAGAUCUGACCUGUAACUUGGCCUAGUGGUAUCUCCUUCUUUUCUCCAUGGAGAUAAGCAGGUGGCAGAUCCUACCCCAGAAAAGUUUCAUAAUGUUACUUUAAGUAGCUGUUUUUGGACAGUAUCAUAAUAGCAUGAUAUAACUGCAUAUGCAUUUGUUAAGUAUUCACUUUUUCUGACCUUAAAUUUCUGCUAAAGACAUCACUUAGCCCUCCUUGUUGGGCUAAAUUUCAGUGCAGGUUAAAAAUAGACACUGGUUACACCUUAACUUUUCAGACAUCAUUUUGUAAUGAUGUCACAUAUUUACACAAUACAUAUUUGUGUAUCCAGGAGCAGCAAUUCUAUGUUUCCCAUGAGAUUGUAUUGUUACCAGCUUCCUCCUUUAGACUGCAGUAUUUGCUUUAUAGUAUAACCUAUGCUUUCAUAUUGUGUGCAAAGCAGUAGAGUUCACCAGGAAGCCUCCAUGUUUGUGUUGAACCAUUAUUAGUUCAUCACUUCCUUAAACUCCAGCUCCCUUUCUCCUCCUCCUGCUUUUAUAUGGCCCUGUGCUUUUGUGUCCUUGUGAUCAAACCACGCCUUCUGUCAAGUAAUGGCAUGCAAACUUUGGAAGUCCACACCCCUGUAUAGCAAUAUGCUCCCGGUAGCCAUUCAGAUCAGCCGAUUUGAGCUAUACAGUAAAAAUGGGACUUGCAUUUCUUUAAAUUCAUAGUUUAUUUAUAGGUAGACUUGUGUGAGAGAAUUAAGGACCAUAAACAGAUGAGUUACAGUAUGUCUGCUCUGGAUUACAAGAAUGUUUGUUUUGGAUAACGAGAGCUUUCAACUGAUUGCAAGACUGAUACAGAGGGAGGCUGCAUGGUGGCUUGUCAACAGUGUGGAGUCUCUUUGGAAGUUGGGCCCUAAGAGGUAACUGCUCUGAUGGAUCUGACUCUGUGGCAGUACCAGUUCCGGAUCAUCAUGCUGGGGGACUCCACUGUGGGGAAGUCCUCUCUGUUAAAGCGAUACACUGAAGAUCUGUUUCUAGACACCAUCAACCAAACGGUGGGCGUAGACUUCUAUGUGCACUUCCUGGAAGUGGAACCAGGCGUCCGAGUCAAGCUGCAGUUCUGGGACACAGCCGGGCAGGAAAGAUUCAGGUCAGUGACACGCUCUUAUUACCGCAAUUCUGUGGGAGGACUUCUGGUGUUUGACAUGACCAACCGAGCCUCAUUCGACCACAUAAAAGAAUGGCACGCGGAGGUCUGUGAGAGAGUCCAACCUCACAAAGUGGUCUUCGUCCUUGUGGGCCAUAAGUCUGACCUGCAGGAGCACGGGGACCGGGCAGUGAGCCGGGAGGAGGCGGAGAAGCUGGCCGGACACUUGGGAAUGCCCUACGUGGAAACUUCAGCUAAAAACGGGCACAAUGUGAGGGAGGCGUUUGAGAUGGUGGCGAGAAGAGUGUACCAGGGGCUGUUGAGCGGAGAGGUGCAGCUACAGGAGGGCUGGGAUGGGAUCAAAUGUGCUGCUCCUCAGGCUCUACAGAUGAGGAGGGAAAGUAUGGCUCAAGCUAAUGCUGCUGCCAAAGAGAAGAAAUGUUGUGGUUAAUAAUGAUGGUAAUGGU